AUGGCACAAUACAGCAUUGUUAAGUCGUUUUUGGUUGCAGUGAUUGUUGUUGUGUUCUCUGCUGCUGCAACAUCGGCUCAGGAGUUGGCUCCGGCACCGGCACCUGAUGCUGGAGCUGGAUUCUCUCUGGCUCAAUCUGCUCCAGAAGACCCCGUCCUCUGCAUCAACGACUGUGGUUUUUUCGAUAGUGCAGCUACGAUGAAUAUGUGUUCCAAGUGUCAAAAGGACAUGAUACUACUGAAGCAGGAACAUGCAAAGCUUGCAGCUGCAUCCAGCCAAGACGUCGUACGCAGAAGCUCAAGUAGCGAUGAAUCAGAACUUGCUCUUGCAGGUGCCGCGGUUGCAUCUGCAGAUUUAGCCUCUCAGAUUUCACAAGUGAAGUCAAAAGAGGGUCUGAAAAAGUGCACAGCUUGUCGUAAGCGUGUGGGCUUAACGGGGUUCAGUUGCAAAUGUGGUGAUCUUUUCUGCGCAGUUCAUCGUUAUUCAGACAAACACAACUGCCCGUUUGAUUAUAGGAAUGCUGGUCAGAAUGCAAUAGAAAAUUCAAAUCCUAUCGUCAUAGCAGAAAAGCUUAAUAAGAUCUAACAAGCACCUAUCGAAAGGUUGUAUGAACUGAAGUAAUGUCCAUCUUUCGA
Capsicum annuum is the source of this 635-nucleotide messenger RNA. RefSeq names its product zinc finger A20 and AN1 domain-containing stress-associated protein 8-like. The transcript has 2 exons. Bases 1 to 585 code for a protein of 194 amino acids. Gene Ontology annotation, molecular function: DNA binding; zinc ion binding. NCBI's taxonomy places the organism in Eukaryota, Viridiplantae, Streptophyta, Magnoliopsida, Solanales, Solanaceae. The record is from RefSeq and is a predicted model, not a curated record.